Molecule: messenger RNA, 1667 nt
Organism: Heterobilharzia americana
Lineage: Eukaryota; Metazoa; Platyhelminthes; Trematoda; Strigeidida; Schistosomatidae
Source: the annotation of a GenBank genome assembly
AUUUGAAUGUUGCUUUACAAAUGCCGAUUGUUAGAAAAACGCGUCUGUUCAGCGCAAGAACGAAGCCUCGAUGUUUCCAGAAUUAGAAAAUACCGCUUUUUUUUCAAUAAGGCCUAUAUCUCACUGACCAAUCAGAAAACGACAAUUAACGCUAUAUCUCACUUGCGCGAAAUAGGAAAUUACGUCCGUCGACUGGCACUCAAAUUUAUACGGUGCAUCCUCGCUUGAUGUCCUUGAGUAAGGUUCGGCAACAACUUGGAGCGUUGGUGCAGUGGUGCCAGGUGCUAUGUUGAUUCCGUCUAUCUUUGCCUCGCACUCAUCGGUCUCAAACAAGUACAACAAACUAGCGGUUCGCUUUUCAGUUUCUUCACAUCGCCUUCACAACUUGUGGCUGACUGGAAAAAUCAAUAUAGAACGUUGCACGCAGGUACAUCGGCUCAAGUUGCCACACUGCACAGUAGUAUACAAUGAACAGACAGAAUACGAUUGAUGUCAGAGCGGAAAAAGUUGUGUGGAAUAAUAAACGAUCCAAGAAUAAAGUAUGUUUGCACAGUAGUUGUUCAUUUGGAUAAAAAUUAUUGUGAAACUAUCAGUAAACUCACAACUAUAAGAUCCCGUGAUAAGUUAUGCGGGAAGAACUAGUGAAGAAAUUACAGACCCUCCAAGAACGCAAACGUCUUAUGUGUUCGCGUUCAACAAAAAUUCGUGAAAUCGAACUUAAAAGGAAAAUUAUUAAUAAUGUGUUAGAAAUUGUACCGAAAUCAUCGGAAACUGCCACAAACCUACGUGAAAUGGAAUCUGAGGUAAACAAACAAGAUAUUGCUCUACGACCGUGGAAGGAAAGAAAAUUAAUGAAGUCAACGAACCCAGUAGAUAAAACGCAAACUCCUGCUCCGGUUGCUUUGAAGCCAAUCCCUGUCAGAGAUCCAAGUCGUAUUCAUGCUGACAGUUUGCGUAAAGGCAGUUUAGAAUGGCGUUUAGAUUAUGCAGUGGAGUCCGGUCGUAUUGAUCUAGCUGAAAAGAUAAGCGACUUUAUAGGAGAAGGUUGUUCUUCUCCUACUGGCCCUCCUAACAAAACUAUUCCUAUGGAGGUUGGUGAACAAACUGAAUCCAGGGAAAGAUUGAAAUUUCGACGACCUGUUUGGCUUUUUCAGGCGAAAGAACGAUGGGAGGCUAAAUCAAAUAUGUAACAUUAACUAUGUCAAUAGCAUCAUUAUGGGUGUUGUGCAGUUAUGAAGAGGAAACUUACAUAUGCCUAACUUCAAUCAUUUUUAUUGUUGUACAUAAUUAAAAUUUACACUUAUUGAUAAAAUUGCUUCUUGUUUUAUGCAAACAUCAAGAAUGAUAUGAUCAUUGUAGCUAAAUAUUCUUUUGAAAGCAUAGACUGUUACAUGAAUGACGGUACUUUGGUACUGUGUAGCAUUUCAUUAUGAGAUACCGGUUUGAUUUUUCGAGUUUUAAGAAAAAACAAAAUGGAAUUUAUCCCACGCUGUGUAUAUCCGUAUUCUCUUGAUCAGUGUGCUACUUGUUUAUCUUGUGUUUUCCUGUUUACGCUAUCUUCGUGAAUUGCUGAGCAUUUUAACGAACACGCUGAUCAUAUGGUAUAUUGUAACGUGUAUACACUUAUAUUUUCCUGAAUGAAAUUAAACAGAACAUGAUACCAUGGA